AUGAGCGAAUUACCAGAUUUUUCAAGUAGCAAACCGGCAGAUUCAGAGCUCCAAGAUUUUCUUUUAGCAGAAAAACAAAAAGCUCAAUUUCAUGCUCAAAUACAUGAAUUUAACGACUUUUGCUGGGACAAAUGUGUUGACAAGCCUGGAUCCAAAUUAGACUCCCGAACAGAAACUUGCAUAUCCAAUUGCGUGGAAAGAUUUAUUGAUGUAUCAUUAUUGAUCACCAAUAGAUUUGCACAGAUGCUUGAAAAAGGUGGUGGCAUGCAC
Messenger RNA from Brenthis ino (lesser marbled fritillary), 270 nucleotides. The record is from the annotation of a GenBank genome assembly. Lineage: Eukaryota; Metazoa; Arthropoda; Insecta; Lepidoptera; Nymphalidae.